UUGCACGCCAGAGUCCGCAAGAUGGAGGCUACCGAUCUACUGCCGCUGCUUGAGCAGCUAGAUGAUAAUAUCGAUGAUCUUGAAGAGGCGUUGAAGCCGAUCUUGGAGAGCUCCGUGGUGGCGACGUCUAAGAAGCUUCCGGUGCUGGAUAAGGCGAAAUUUCACGUCCUGGUGACUUAUGCGUUGGAAUCGUUGAUUUUUUCUUAUUUGCGUCUACAUGGCGUUAAUGCGAAGGAACACUCUGUGUUUCGAGAAUUAACUAGAGUCAAGCAAUACUUUGCCAAGAUUACCGCGCUGGAAACUGAGCCGGAAAAGCGUACUCUAACUUUGGAUAAGCAGGCGGCUAGUCGCUUCAUCAAGCAUGGUCUUGCUGGAAAUGACAAGUUCGAUCUGGAGCGCAAGGAGCAGGAGGCUAAGGAGAGAGCGCGCGCGCAGCUCAAGGCAUCGCUACUGGCGAAGAAGGCGGAUUCUGCCCAGAAGUCCGACAACUCCGAUUCCGAGGCCGGUGAGGACGACGACGACGCGAAACCCGCCAAACCUGCUGGCAAUACUUCGGAACAGAAGAGGAGGAAUAAGCGCCGGGACAAGCAGAAGAAGAAGAUCAGCAAGGAGGAGCAUAGCGAGGGGAAGAAGGAACGCCGAAAGAAAAAGGAUGAAAUGCGCAAGGCGAAGAUGUUGAAAUGAGGACUGAGCAGUUGUCGUGGACCGGCUGGCCGGUGAAUGUGGCAUACAGUAGUGCUCGUGGAUCAUUAUGGAGUCAGUGGCUACUGUCUGUCGACAUUACUACACAACAGUUCAAGAUGCAUCGCGCAUACACCAUCACAGAAGGCCUGAACUAGGUCGAGGAACAACACAGACAGUGAUUACUCAACACACAGGCCGGUAGGUACCGGAGCCUUCCAUGGCCUACGAUGAAGAGUCAUUUGACCGCAAAUAGUGGCAUUGAACACUCCGUAUGACGGAGGGAGUUCGCUCAGCCCUGUCGAUCGAUGCCGUGAGUCAUUGCGCGGAGCUAAGAUCAUCACCACAUAGCAUUACCAUCACUGCUAGAAAUCCAUACAAUCCAAUACCAU
Aspergillus ibericus CBS 121593 is the source of this 1073-nucleotide messenger RNA. RefSeq lists its product as uncharacterized. Bases 22 to 684 code for a protein of 220 amino acids. Gene Ontology annotation, cellular component: nucleolus; exosome (RNase complex). Lineage: Eukaryota; Fungi; Ascomycota; Eurotiomycetes; Eurotiales; Aspergillaceae. The transcript has 3 exons. Gene Ontology annotation, biological process: maturation of 5.8S rRNA; regulation of gene expression. Gene Ontology annotation, molecular function: DNA binding; RNA binding. The record is from RefSeq and is a predicted model, not a curated record.